GCACUGAGCUGAGCAUAAAGACAAUCCGCCGUGAGUCGAGUACAGUAUGCUGCCAGGAUCGCACCAAAGAACGAAAACAAGGGUGUGACCGAAAGCGAGCAGAGAAGCAGCAGCAGCAGCAGUGUAGUGAAAAAAGGCACCAUUUAUGUUUUUCCUUCCCAGUACUUGCACAUUAAUCGUCAGGGAAAAUUUUGCAUUGAAAAUCCCCCCUCGUUCAAGUAGUGUGAAAAGCCUCGUGUGUAAAGUGAUUGCGGAAAUUAAUGGCGAAUGUGAAUUGUGCGGUGGAAAAAAGUGCUCCAUUGUUGUGCUUGCAUCCCCAUCAGCUUUGUUCCAUCGAAUGUAACCGAUGUGUCCCAAAUAAUUGUGUGAUGUAAGAAAACAUGAACGGCUGAACAGCAGACGUAGGACUGGUGGAAGAAAGUAUCGAAGUAGGCGAAUGAGUGAGUGAGUUUGGUGAAGAAAAAAAAAGUGAUACUUUUGCUCCCGAGAUUGCAAUCACAUCCCGCGCGCUCUGCAGCAAGCGAAGAUGGAACAAAAAUGUGAUCUGUAGAACAAAAUAAGUACAUACCGUCUCACAUACAAACAAACCCACAUACAUACAUACAUUGAUGCAUGCAGUCGCGGCAGCGGCCCGUAGUUAGCAUUUGCAUAAUUGAAGAACACAUCAAGCCAAAUGAGGGCGGCCGGCAUCCUGCCAAUAGUAGUACUGAAUGGAGUUGGUGAGUGUGCGGGGGUGGAGCGAAAAGGUUGAAUCACCCAUCAUCCUGCGACGACGACGUUGCUGCUUGGCUGGCUCUGGGCUGGACACGGCAGGACAAAGAGAGUCCUGGCCAAUGCCCGUGUCAUUCUAAAGCGAAAUCGAAAGCAGAAGAAGAAGAAGCAUUUGUGUAGUUGGGUGUGCCGCGGGGUUUUAUUGUAGGGAAGUAUAACCUACUGCAUCCGUCAGGCAUCACACGCGUAAUCAAUCAUCAUGCAAGGAUCGACGCCACCCAUCAUGGGCUAUCCGGAGGACGACGAUCAGUACAAGGUGCCGCUGAUCGCCAAGCUAUUGCACGCUUUGCCGCACUACAACAUAACAUUUCAUCGGAUCAACAACACCUUUAGGCCGACGAGCGAUGUUUAUCUUGAGAGUUUGGGCAUCCUCGGAUCGAUACCGGCAGCACUGUUAAUUAUAUCACUGUUCGGGCUUUUGCUGUAUCUGCUGACACGAUGUUGCGAUCGCAAACCCCGCCCAGCACAUUCCAUAACCAGCCUCAAGGUGACGCUAUCGAUAGUAACGGUGCUGUGCUGUGCCGCAAUCGGACUGGGCCUGUACGGCAACGACGAUCUCCACAACGGAUUGCUGGAAGUGCUGCAAGCCGGCCGGAAGGUCGACAACGUGGUAUCUUCCGUGCGGAACCAAACAUUCAUACUGGAAAACACGUUGACGAUGAAAAUUCAACAACAACUUACCGAGCUCGAAGAUAUCUUCGACAGCAAGACAAACAACCAAUCGGCCUUAGCUCAGCUUCAGCUGGCUCUGGCGGUCACCAAGGGUAACGUGACCAUCGCCAAGAAUGCGGCCAACGACAUCAGACGCCCACUGGCCGGGCUAACAAUAACCAAUUUCCUAGCGAAAGGUGAUCAAUGGGAGCUUAUUCGAUGGCCAGGAACGGUCGCAAUCCUAGCCCUGUUGCUAGUGCUGUGUGCGGUUCUGUUGGUGGGUGUCGCACGUCAUUCACGGUGUGCACUAAUUUUGUUCAGCGUAUGUGGUCUGCUCGCUGUCACCGGUUCCUGGUUGAUGUCCGGCCUGUACCUUUCAACUUCGGUAGCCGUUGGUGAUCUGUGCAAUGACCCCGCCGACUUUUUGGUACACCAAGCACCCAGCGAGCUACCCUCGGACAUACUGCUCUACUAUACUCAAUGUGAUGUGGCUCGUUCCAAUCCGUUUACUCAACGACUCCGCGAAUCUCAAAAUGCCAUCAACAAUGCGCGGAAUGCAAUGACCAUCGUGUCUAAGAUCUCCCCGGUGCUGUUCAAGAAUGCUGGCCUGGGACCGAAACUGGGAUCGGUCAAUGCCGACAUCAAACUGUGUGAGCGCAUCCUCACUGGUUUGACGGCCCUUGUUGACUGCAAAGCAGUUCAUUCGAGCUAUCUCAAUGCAACACGUGGUCUCUGUGAAGGCGGCCUACUGGGAUUGGUGCUGAUGUUGAUAGCCAGUUUCAUGGCAGCCAUUUUGUUGACCGUCAUGGUUUGGGUUGAUUCGCACACUUGGAUUUACAUUCGCAAAAGGAACGAUUAUGCUCAAGUUGAAGAACAAUCAUACGUAUCAGCUCAUCAACUUCAUCCGCAAAACCAUCAGAAUAUGAACACGCGAACACUACCACAUCAUCAUAAGGGCCCGCCCGUCAUCAGUGGUUCCCAUACCCUGGCUCAUCCAGCGCGUAAUCCAAAACAUGAAAUGACUCCACAACAACAAGCCCAUAUGCAUCAUCAUCACCAACAGGCCAUGGCAAUGAGGCCCGGUGGAACACAUACCCUUGGACGGCUUCCGUCGCACAACAACAGCCCUACCCAUAUGCAUGGGCCGAACAAUGGCAAAUACGCCACCCUCAGCAAGCACUGCAAGACACUUGAUGCCAAUGACUUUUACUGA
Molecule: messenger RNA, 2635 nt
Organism: Uranotaenia lowii
Lineage: Eukaryota; Metazoa; Arthropoda; Insecta; Diptera; Culicidae
Product: protein tweety
Exons: 7
Coding region: 971-2635 (554 amino acids)
Cellular component (GO): plasma membrane
Molecular function (GO): volume-sensitive chloride channel activity; intracellularly calcium-gated chloride channel activity
Source: RefSeq, a predicted model, not a curated record